GCCCAUCCGAAAUAAAUAGAAACCUUAUUAGUAAAGUUAUUGGCAUCAGAUCACUAUUCACUAGAUCAGGCAUCAACAACACAGUGAAAAAAGAGAGGAGAGAGAAAUGGAAGGUAAAAUCCAAAUCCCAACCCCAAGUCCAAUUCCAGUAAUAGAUGUCAAAGAAAUAGAAGGGAAAUCCACGAAAUUAAGGGAAAUAUGUGAAAAAUGGGGUUGUUUCAGAGUGGUAAAUCAUGGGGUACCCUUAAAAUUAAUGGCAGAAAUGAAACUAGUGUCAAGACAAUUGCUUCAACUUCCGUCGGAAAUCAAACGUCAGAAUGUGGAUGUGAUCCCAGGUAGUGGAUAUAUGGCACCCAGUGAAAAGAACCCACUUUAUGAAGCGUUGGGUCUUUUUGAUGUUGCUUCUUCUCUUUCUGUUUCUAAUUUUUGCUCUCAACUCCAAGCUUCUUCCCACCAAAGGGAGAUAAUAGAAAGUUAUGCUGAAGCAAUAUACAAUUCUGCAACGGAUAUUGCAAGUAAGAUAGCCACCAGCAUGGGUUUGACAGGUUACAGUUUUGAAGGUUGGCCUUGUCAGUUUAGGAUAAAUAAGUACACUUUCACUCCGGAAACUAUAGGAUCUUCAGGCGUACAAAUCCAUACAGACUCUGGAUUUUUAACAAUACUUCAGGAUGAUGAGAAUCUUGGUGGUCUUGAAGUUAUGGAUGAGUCAGGUGCAUUUGUUGCUGUUGAUCCCUCGCCAGGGACUCUUCUUGUCAAUCUUGGAGACGCUGCCGUUCCAUGGAGCAAUGGAAUUCUACGUAAUGUACAACACCGGGUAGAGUGCAAGGGUGCUGGAAUACGCAUGUCGAUUGCAACAUUCCUGUCACCACCACCAAGUAAAAUAAUUGAAGCACCUUCUGAGUUUGUUGAUGUUGAGCACCCUCGCCUUUAUGCUCCCGUCACAUAUGAAGAGUUACGGAGGCUUCGCGCUUCAAAAAAGCUGCAUUGCGGAGAAGUCCUUGAGUUGGUACGUCUUGCCGAGUAAAUCCGACAGAAUAUGCUGAGCUCGCUAAACUAAUACGCAAGAGGUAGUAUUAACUGCCCAAAUACCUUAAUGUUAUGCACGAACAAAAGAAGUCUGAAAAUGACUAAAAUAGGUUAUACGCAAUACAAGUAUGCAAAUGACUAAAAUAUCCUUGUUCAAAAAACAAGGCAUAUUGGUAAUUUUAGUCAUUAAGGGUAUUAUGGACGUUAUGGUUAUUUUAUUGCUUGCUGUACUUCACCACUUACGGGAAAAAAAGAAUACUUUUUCAAAUAAUACCGACUAGAUCACCUGCCUUUUAUUCGUGUGUUAAUUUAAAAGUGGGAGUUGUUAUGGCCUAUAGGUUGUGAUAUCACUUGAAGAUGAUAUUUCACUGUAAUAAUAUAUCUCUUAUCUGAUGAUAUAAUUAAAUUGAAGAUUCUAUUUUGUAACUUAAA
This is a messenger RNA of Beta vulgaris subsp. vulgaris (sugar beet), 1458 nucleotides long. RefSeq names its product 2-oxoglutarate-dependent dioxygenase DAO. NCBI's taxonomy places the organism in Eukaryota, Viridiplantae, Streptophyta, Magnoliopsida, Caryophyllales, Amaranthaceae. The record is from RefSeq and is a predicted model, not a curated record. Gene Ontology annotation, molecular function: dioxygenase activity; indole-3-acetaldehyde oxidase activity. The transcript has 3 exons. The coding region runs from base 107 to 1024 and encodes 305 amino acids. Gene Ontology annotation, biological process: auxin catabolic process.